Camellia sinensis is the source of this 744-nucleotide messenger RNA. RefSeq lists its product as uncharacterized. Gene Ontology annotation, biological process: endoplasmic reticulum calcium ion homeostasis; calcium ion transport. Gene Ontology annotation, cellular component: endoplasmic reticulum membrane; Golgi apparatus. Lineage: Eukaryota; Viridiplantae; Streptophyta; Magnoliopsida; Ericales; Theaceae. The record is from RefSeq and is a predicted model, not a curated record.
ACACUGAAUCGUCAUUCAGCAUGUCGUUUUGAAGCGGUGACUCUUCCAAGGUUGACGUUAAAUUUCUCUCUCUCUCUCUCUCCCUCUCCCUCUCCCUCGGUGAGAAGACCGAAGAAUACCCUGGUAGAAGAGCUCCAAUACAAUGCCUUACGUCGAGAGAGGUGUUGUGAAAUCCAAGAGAUCAAUAUGGAGGUUGAGAACACUUGCUGAUUUCUUCUGGGCCAUUGUUAACAUCAUUGGCGUGUAUUUUGCAACAAUGUUUUCAGAGGAAAAAUCAGAUACUUAUAGAAAAGGCAAGGCUUCAGGCAAGAAAUGGGAUGGUGGGGGUCCAGGAGGUCCUGGAAGUGGUCCAUCUGGCGGUGGUCCGCGUGGUCCAGCUCGUGGAUUAGACAAUGUUCGAGGAAUUGAUCACAGUUCCGUUCCUGCCUGUGGUUCCUGCUGUGGCUGAAGGGCUGGAGAUAUCUCUUUCGAUUUGUAAUGGUGUCUUGAAUGCUUGGUACCAAUUUAUGCUAUUCUAGAUUUUAUAUGGUCCUAUGAAUGUUAUUACUAUUAGAGCCUUUACGAGGAUAUGAAGCAUACGUAUAAAAAAAGAAAAGCAAGACUAAACUCUUCUAAUAACAAUGGAAGUCUUGUACAUGUAUCUGGUGUUAUCUAGUCAUUCGCUUGUGCUUUUUUAUGUGUUAAUUAUCUAGUCUCUCAAUGUCAGAAAUUCGGAAACAGAAAUAUUUUGAUUGUUUUCAUGGA